CUACAUUACCGACACCUCAUUGACAGCAUGACUUCUGUCACCGAAUGUCAAAAUAAUGCGAAAUAACGCAAAUUUUCCAAACAAAAACAAUAUUUAAGUGUUUUGUGUCCCCAUCAAGUUAAAAACUGCUCCGGAAUGACCUCCAAAUGCACUGUUUUCGUCUUCAUCGUGUUGUCCGUCACCACCACUGUAACCCAAAGUAGCGACAUAACACCCCUAGUUUUUGGAAAAUUGACCGAUGGCAUGCCUGCCGCAUUCGGCGAUUUCAAUUCCGACGAACUGACCGAUGUUUUCGUCCUGCGAGACGGUGGAAACACCGUUGAAAUUCUGCUAGCGCACGAGGAAGAGCCGAUAUUGCGAGAGGCUAAACCUAGCUUGUCUUGCACUUUUGAAAAUAAACUGAUCACAAGUGUGGUGCCUGGAGACUUCGACGGUGACGCCUUCAUGGACGUUAUGGUCACUCUCGUGUACAGAGGAAGCGAAAAUCAGCAUUUUCCGCACACUUACGCCCACAUUAUCUGGGGUGGGGCUAGUCAUCUGAACUGCAGUAAUGAAAGAGCGGCGAUUCCUAUGAUCGGACAGCCCUUAGCGCUUGACUAUAAUCAGGACAUGAUUGUAGAUUUGUUUGGACAGGAUACAGAUAGAACCAGGGUGUUCUGGGUUUUCAAUAAUACGAGAAAUCCACCGGAAAAGAUUCCAAUGGAGGAUAAUAGACGCAGGACGGAGUUGAGCAGACCCCACGCUCAUGCUUUUAUUGAUUUAAAUGAGGACUACAUGGCCGACUUGUUCAUAACAACAAAAGAAGACUUUGAAAUUUGGCUCGGAAGCGAGCAUAAGGGCCGAUUUGUCUACAACAAAACCAUCCAACACCCAAGAGAUGCUAAAAUAAUCGGCCAAUCUCUCUUCAUGGACGUCGAACUGAAAGGCCAAAUGGAUUUAGUAACGCCAGUUUGUUACGACGAAAGGUGCCAAAACAGCACACUUUUGGUUUACAGUAACGGCGAGUGGCACAACUUGCAAGUGAAUUUCAAAGACGACUAUGGGGCCCUAUGGGGCUUUGCCCUCAAACCGGGCAGCAAAUACACCGACACCAUCACUUUGCACAGUGGCGAUUUUAACAUGGACGGAUACCCGGACAUUUUGGCCACCUUGAGCCCCAAUAACCCGGAGCACCCGCAAUCGUUCUUACUUGAAAACGUCCCCUGCAUGACCAGCUGUGGCAAAUUUAAGCGCUCAUACAGCGUAAGGUGGAACAUUUUGAACUCGUUUAAGAACGGAACCGCAAUGGCUGCUUUCUUCGACUUCUACCAAGACGGUAUUUUGGACGUGAUUUUGGUCACUUACCACAAUAAAGAGUAUAAAGCUGCGGCAUUCAAAAAUAGUCUUGAUUAUGACGCCAACUUCAUCAAAGUCAUGGUUCUGACCGGGCUUUCGAACAAAAACAAUCAGAUGAUUAUGGGGAGAGUGGGGAAGAAACGGCGCACUUACGGCACUAAUUUGCCGGGACCUUUGAUUUCUUACAAGACUACAACGCAAGAAGGCUACACACGACAUGGUGCUUCAGCCCAGCUACCUCAAUCAGCCCAUUUCAGUCUGAACUUACCAUACACCAUUUUUGGUUUAGGGAGAACCCCAAAUUUUGUUGAUUCGUUAACGGUUGGUUUGUCGAACCAUUCGCGGUCGUGGACCCAAAUCAUACCAAACUCCCAGAUGGUAGUAAUACCAUGGCCUGCGAACGAACCCUCGCGAUGGAAGGCACAGUUGUUUGUGACUCCCAGUAAACUAAUUCUAAUGUCUGUGGCGGCCUUGACGGGCAUUUGUGGUAUCAUAACUGUGAUAAUUGGAGUCUUGCAUUGGAAGGAGCGGCAAGAGGAUAAGAAGGAGCGGCUUUCCGAGUCUCAUCGUUUUCAUUUUGAUGCUAUGUAAUUUGUUUUUAUUUAUUUAAUUUUAAUAAAGUGUGUUAGUUUAAAACGUU
This is a messenger RNA of Tribolium castaneum (red flour beetle), 1975 nucleotides long. RefSeq lists its product as uncharacterized. The coding region runs from base 136 to 1926 and encodes 596 amino acids. Gene Ontology annotation, cellular component: plasma membrane. NCBI's taxonomy places the organism in Eukaryota, Metazoa, Arthropoda, Insecta, Coleoptera, Tenebrionidae. The transcript is spliced from 2 exons. The record is from RefSeq and is a predicted model, not a curated record.